Molecule: messenger RNA, 4231 nt
Organism: Cyprinodon tularosa
Lineage: Eukaryota; Metazoa; Chordata; Actinopteri; Cyprinodontiformes; Cyprinodontidae
Product: zinc finger protein 516-like
Exons: 7
Coding region: 709-4053 (1114 amino acids)
Biological process (GO): regulation of DNA-templated transcription
Cellular component (GO): nucleus
Molecular function (GO): RNA polymerase II cis-regulatory region sequence-specific DNA binding; DNA-binding transcription factor activity, RNA polymerase II-specific
Source: RefSeq, a predicted model, not a curated record
UCACAUCCUCCCUCCCCCCCACUAGUGGGACAGAAUGGACUCGACCUACUCAAUCAUGCACUUCAGCAUACACUGCAAAGAGUAUGCUUUCACCUUUAGGAUUGUCUCUGCUUCUUGAAGUCACACUGCACUUCUGUCGUAGAUAAAGCAGUUUGCAGAGAGAGUGGACUCCACAUCUGAGUGUUUCUCUAGUGGAUCUUCACUCCUGCCACUGGAUCCAGUUUGCUUUGGGAGAACUGCACCGGGUUGUUUCUGUGUUUUUCACCUCACUGUUUCUUUAACCGCUUUCAACACCUCUUCCUGUCAUGGAAUUCACUGGAUUUGGAAAAUGUCCAAAGCCUUACAUUGUCUAGGGAAUACAUACGGAGAACACCCGUUCUGGUCCUGUGACGUGUGGAAAUGCACUAGAGCAAAGGUCGACAAAGCCAACACAAUGAGUACCAAAAGAGUUUUGGAUGAACAGAAUCUAUGACAAAACCUCUUUUGCUGACAAUGACAAUCAGAACCUAAAAAGGAAAAUGAUAUGUUGAGUUUCUACUUGAGCAGUGAGGUACCAAGUUUAUUGACUUCAUGAUUGAGGGCUGUGUUUGUAAUUUUACCUGACAAGGAGAUAAAGAUAUCCCUAGAUGUACCUCUCUAGAUAGCGGUGAUUUCCACUGUUAAUAAGCUUGUGAACCACCAGGUACACAAGGUAGUUCUAGACAUACCAUGAAUCCUAGAGACAGUGUAGAUGUCAUGGAGACCCAGGAAAAACUGACUGUCAAAAAAGCCAAUCCUGGAAAGGAGUUGGAGGGUGAGGAUGAGAAAAUUCCAGAGGCUUAUAACUGCAACAUCUGUGGACGCAGCUUCCCUUUCCUCAGCUCUUUCUCGCAGCAUAUGAGACGCCACACUGGUGCGCGCCCAUAUAAAUGCCCCUACUGUGACCACAGGGCAUCUCAAAAGGGCAACCUCAAAGUCCACAUCCGCAGCCACAAACUGGGCACACUGUCCAGCCAUCACUCUAAUGAAGAUGAAGAAGGUGGGGCAGAGGAGGAGGAGACAAAGGUUUCUGAGGGACUGGAUGGGGGCACCAGUCCGACCAAGAGCAGCUCUGCCUGUAACAAGAUGAUCAACGGGGAUGCUAGUGAAGAAAGUCGGAGAAAAAUGCCAGCCCGGAGCAUGAAAAGGGAAAAGUCUGUGACCAACCAAAGGCCGUACUGUUGCCGCUUAUGUGGGUAUGAGGCCCUGCGGGAAGACCAGCUACUAAGCCACAUUGAGAAAGUCCACAUAACAGCCGAUGCAGAAGACGACACGGUCAUUGUUAAGGAAGAGGUCAUGGCCGAACCCGAGACCAUCCAACCACCAAGCGACGGCACAUUCCCCUGUGAGACCUGUGGCCAAGUUUUCAGCCAGGCAUGGUUUUUAAAAUCGCACAUGAAAAAACAUGCCGGAAUCCUAGACCACUGUUGCCGAAUAUGUGGAAGAAGGUUCCGCGAAGCUUGGUUUCUUAAGUCUCAUAUGAAAACCCACAAUGCAAGGUCUAGGUCUCGCUCCAAAGCAGAUUCAGCAGAGCCUCCCACCACUAUAAACGACGUAGCCCAGGAUCCUGAAUUCGGGACACCCUCUGUUACAUCUGUUUAUCAGAUGUGCUCCAAAUGUGGAAACCUUUUUCACAGCAAAGAGAGCCUGAGAGCCCACGAUAAGGUUCACAGUCCUAAAUGUGGCAGAAAAUCCCCACUCCACUGCCAGUCUACUGAUGAUGAAGAUUCACCAGCUGCUAAGAGACGUUUCCUUGAUUACUUUAAUUUACAAUGCAUUCAUGUGAACAAGCUGGAUGAAGAGGACAGUGAGAAAAGGACUCUUGGUCAGAGGAUUCCAGAACUAGAUCCAAUUUGUAGCUACCAGGCUUGGCAGUUGGCUACUAAAGGAAGGGUCAUGGAGCCAGUGGAGCCAAGUUACAAAGCCUCAUAUGGAGGAGGAAGCAUGGAGGUCGAAGCCCUCACAGAGGCUUCAGUAGUUUACGAGAAGGAGAACAGCCGCUUUGUCCUGCAAAGCCAGGAAAAACGCAGCUCAGGGAGACGCAGCAGCUCAGGGUUGGGAAGCCACGCAUCUUCAGGAGACAGAACACCAGAGAGCCUCAGCGAUUCCGAGUACCGCCCCUCAAGUCGACAGGACAGAAGACGACCGUCCCAGUCGCAAGCUUCUUCUUCCAAGGGCAAGGAGUGCUUUGAGUGUGGCAAGAUGUUCCGCAGCCGGCAUCAGAUGAUGGUCCACCAACGGGUCCAUAGAAAGGAUGGAGGCAAGGCACCGCCAGGAGACAAGGAAAGACCUGCAAGAGAUGAUCAAUGGGGCCCCACCAGUGAUCCAGAGUCUGGCUCACCAAGCAGACCCAGCACCCCAGGUUACGGAGAUUCUCCUCCUUCAUCGGCGCUUGGAGACCAGGCUUCAGAGAUGGGAACUUCAAACUCUGCGGAGACUCCAGAUGAAAAACCAUACAUCUGCAGCCUCUGUGACUUUGUUACUCAAGACUCACAGGCCUAUGUCACUCAUGUUCGAGUCCAACACUCCAAAGACAGAUGCAGCCCUGUCCCCAGUCCAAACUCCAGCUUAGGCAGAGAGACCCUCUGUGAUUACCCGAAACAGAAGAAAGCGUUUAAUCCUGGGCUAAAAACCUCCUCUAAUGUUUACCUGUCUAAGCGCCCCUCUCUGUCGGAUCCCAACAUGAUUCCUAUGGAUUUAUGUGUGAGAGCCAACGGCAUCAGGGGCACGGUCUCUAUAACUUUAGAUAAGAAGAACCUCCUAAGCCAUAAGUGCUCCUUCUGCUCUCACUCCAGCCGAUACCCAGAGGUGCUCUGGAUGCAUCAGACCGUGGCUCACCGCAUCAAUAGCAGCAGCUCCAAUCUAGCUCCUAAAUGGGCUCUUAAAAACAGCUCCAAGAGCUCCAGGGACGUCUCUUUGUCCUCCAAGAGACGCACUGGACCACCUCCUGUCCUGGAAGGGAAAGAAUGCCAGCCGCUACCUUCGCUGGCACGCAGCCAACGCACGAGGCCCCCCACCUCCAGUGAGGUGGUAAAGAAGAGCCGACCAGUGAGUCAUGCAGCCACUCCACCGUCAUCAUCAUCUACACCUUGUACUCCAUCCUCGAGAGGAUCUUCAUCUGCAUCAGGCACCCAGGCUGGGAGACUUCCUGUACGGCCUGUCAGCAGUACCAGCCACAGCGCCAUCAAACCCACAGAGGACCAGAGUCACCGCUUCAGACCCAAGGUUGACAUCUAUCCUAGAGUCACCGCUCAGGCAUCCUCUGGCUCUUUGGAGAAGAACACCGGAAGUCGCUUUCGAACCCCUUCACACACCCUCAGCUCCUCUGCAGCUUCCAAGACAGCUGACCGCUACAUGAUGCCACAGGAGGGACUAGGCUUCAUGCUGACCAACAAACACGGCCUGGCAGAGUACAGCCGAGCUCGCAGUUCGCCAAAUCAACCGCUCCCCACUUCCCAAAGCCACAGUCGGCCAAACCCUUCAAGGCCUAGCUCCAUCAACCACUGUUUGCCCCAAACGCACAACUACGGCGUCUCCCAGACACAAGGAGCCGUUGCACAGACCUCCUCCUCCUCUUCCUCAAUUCCUUCAGAGAGCCGUAGGGAGGUAAAGCAGGAGCCAAGUGCAGAGAUGCCAGAGAUGCCAGCUGACGUCCUGGGCUUCCUCAAGAACUACAGCCCUCAUGAGCUGGCUGCUCUCUACCACCGCUGGGGUGCAGCCAACACUCUGAUGGACCCCACAGGGAUGCUGAGGUCUCUCAUGCGGCAGGGACAGUAUUUCUGCCAUGAAUGUGGGAAGAGCUUCAGUCAGCCGAGCCACCUGCGCACACACAUGAGGUCCCACACAGGGGAAAGGCCAUUCUGCUGCCAGCUCUGCCCAUACCGAGCCUCUCAGAAAGGGAACCUAAAGACGCACGUCCAGAGCGUCCACCACAUGCCUUUCGAUAACAGCCGGUAUCCCGACCCGACAAGUUUGUCCCUGAGCCAGGAGGAGCAGAAAGCAGAGGCUGCCAAACACAUACCAAAUCCACAAUGAUCUUACUGUGAUUAAUGGAACAGAAAAUCAGAGACUCUUGAACCCAAAAUCUGAACCAAGACUUUUUAUUGAGUCAUAAUUCUGGAAGAAUGGAGGUUCCUUAAGUUUUUCUUUAUAGCGCUCUUCUUCUUUUGCGGAGAGGCGUGCAAAAGUGUGGAUUACAGUGAAAGGAGGUGAA